AUGUCACAGUAUCAGGAAAAAGACUCAAAAAAUGGGGUUGUCGUCGCCGAGAGCAAGGGUACUGACCUGCCGGGCUCUGGUAGAUCGCCGAGUGCAGAAAUAAACGGGCAGCCGUACGCAGAGCCAAAGAAGACGUGGAAGUCAUUUUUCUGGUCCACGCUCGACGUACCAAGCGAUGAAGCCCGAUUCCUCACCAAGCUAGACCUGACACUGAUCUCCGCUUCCGCACUGGGUGUGAUGUGUCGUUACCUCGACCAAGUCAACAUUACCAAUGCAUUCAACAGCGGCAUGAAGGAGGAUCUCUCCUUGUACGGCAAAGAGCUCAACUACGCCACCGCGAUAUGGAGCGCGGCAUAUGUCUUUGGACAGAUCCCAUCGAACCUGCUCCUCACACGAGUCAACGCCCCUCUGUACAUCGCAUUCCUGGAGUUUGCCUGGACGGUCUUCACAUUCGCCCAUGCCGGUGUCAAGAGUGUGAACCAGCUCUACGUCUUUCGCUUCUUCGUAGGCCUCUUCGAAGCCGGCCACUUCCCGGCCGUCAUGUACGUGUGCUCGAGCUACCACAAGCCCCACGAGCUGGCGCGCCGCAACAGCCUGAUCCAGAUCUUCACCUCUGUCGGCCCCUUCUUCUCGGGCUUCCUCAUGGCGGCAGUGCACGCCGGCCUGGAUGGCUCCAACGGACUUGCCGGAUGGCGGUGGAUGUACAUUGUCUGCGGCUUUGUCUCGCUUCCCUGCGCUAUAUGGACGGCUUUCGCGAUGCCACAGUUGCCUUCUAGGGCCAAGGCGAAUUGGAUAUUUAGCGAGGAUGAGAUUCAACUUGCGCGCUCGAGGAUGCCAACUGAGCGCAAGUUCCUGACUGGGCUGUUCAAGUGGCAGGAUAUCAAAAGAUGGCACACAACGUGGCCUGUCUAUCUAUUCCCCAUUUUCUUUGCCUUCUCAGCCCAGACAGGCCAGUCCGGAGGAUCUAUGAUCUUCUGGGUCAAGAGCUACAACGUCCCGGGGAAGCCAGCUGUGUUUUCAGUAGCCGAGAUCAACAUCAUCCCUCUUGGUAUCAACCUCAUAACCAUAGUCUGCACCCUGAUCAACUCAUGGGUCUCAGACAGCCUCCCGGGCGCGGCCAGGUGGCCGGGGAUGGUCUUCGCCAGCGCCAUGGCCAUCAUCUUCCCCGCCGCCCUGGCCGCCACCCCCGUGCACCCGGCCAAUAUCGCAACCCGCUGGGCCCUCUACUACCUGACCGCGCUGUCCGGAACAUGCGCGGGCAUAACCUGGACGUGGGUGAACGAGACGACCCGGGAUGACCCGGAGAAGCGGGCGUACACAUCUGCACUGAUGAACGCGUUCGCCUACGUCUUCACCGCCUGGGUCCCCAUCUUCACCUUCCCGGCCAACCUGCAGCCGUACAUCGUCACGGGCAACUACGUCACGGCCGGGUUCGGCGCCGCGGCGGCGGCGACCGCGCUCGUUAUGCGGCAUUUCCACAAUCGGGAUCUAAAGAUGCAGUCGCGGGGUGGCUCCAAGGGUGUCUAG
Messenger RNA from Diaporthe batatas, 1527 nucleotides. RefSeq lists its product as uncharacterized. Lineage: Eukaryota; Fungi; Ascomycota; Sordariomycetes; Diaporthales; Diaporthaceae. Gene Ontology annotation, molecular function: transmembrane transporter activity. The record is from RefSeq and is a predicted model, not a curated record. Gene Ontology annotation, cellular component: membrane. Gene Ontology annotation, biological process: transmembrane transport. Bases 1 to 1527 code for a protein of 508 amino acids. The transcript is spliced from 11 exons.